Molecule: messenger RNA, 1890 nt
Organism: Cyphellophora attinorum
Lineage: Eukaryota; Fungi; Ascomycota; Eurotiomycetes; Chaetothyriales; Cyphellophoraceae
Product: putative RNA-binding protein
Exons: 4
Coding region: 1-1890 (629 amino acids)
Molecular function (GO): 3'-5'-RNA exonuclease activity; RNA binding
Source: RefSeq, a predicted model, not a curated record
AUGGCCUCCAACCCGACUCCCGCACCCGCGGCACCCAAGCUGGACCGAUAUGUGGUCAUUCAUGUGGCUACGACGUGCGACGAACACGGAGUAUAUGUCCAGAAAGAUUCAGCCGAGGUCAUCGAGCUGGGUUGGAUCCUGCUUGACAGCAAAACCUGUGAUGAGCUACACCGCGAAAGCGUGCUCAUCAAGCCUCAGUCCACUCCCGUCACCCCGCUAUGCACCAGCUUGACGACCCUGACCUGGGAAAGUGUCCGAAACGCAGGCUCUUUCCGUGAUGCAAUCUCCAGAUUUGACCAGUUCAUUCAAGAGCAUGUGAUCAAGAACAACCUCGAAUUCUCCUUUGUCACCUUGGAUUCCUGGGAUUUGAGGGUGCAGCUGCCACGUGAAGCCCGGGACAAGAGCGUUGUGCUGCCUGCAUAUCUCCAGCACUCUCGUACCUUCGAUCUGCGCUCUGAGUAUUCUCGGUGGCAAGUACACCAUCCAGAGACUCUUACAUUCGGACCGAGCUCGUUGGCAAACAUUUGUGCCGCACUUGAGGUGGAGCCUGUGCAGUCAUCCGCUCCCAUCAAACACAAUCUGCCGUUCCAUCUCCAAGCCUUGGCUCCAGCCUCUCCGAGACGCGCUAUGGAAGAAGCCAUCACCUUGACCAGGGUACUUCGCGGCCUGAUCCGGAAAUCUCAACCUGCUUCAGAACAUCCCGAGAUUUUGACUAGACCAAUGGAUGCACGAGCCGACGUCAACGCCUUUCUCAAGGAAAGGAGUAAGGUCCUCCACAUGAAUGGUCUGCCCCACGAUACCACUCAGUCGGAACUAGAAUCGUGGUUCACUCAAUUCGGCGGUCGACCAAUUGCUUUUUGGACGCUCAGAACUCCUGAUCAGCACAAGCCCACGGGGUCUGGCUUCGCGGUCUUCUCUUCACACGAAGAGGCCGCUGAAUCGCUCUGCAUGAACGGCCGCGCCCUCAACGAGAAGGCCAUCGAGGUGUCACCUAGUUCCGCGAGAGUGCUCGAUAGAGCCACUGAGAUACUCACGCCAUUCCCGCCAUCAAAGAACCGCCCUCGUCCGGGUGACUGGAACUGCCCUUCAUGCGGCUUCUCCAACUUCCAACGACGGACAGCAUGCUUCAGAUGCUCCUUUCCAGCCGCCGGACCGGCUCCUGACCCGUACAACGGUGGCUAUAAUCAAUAUGCUGGCAACUAUGGGCCUCCAAUGUAUCCUGGCAAUCACGGUCAUCAUGGUCAUCACGGCGGUCAUGGCCAUCACGGAGGUCACGGUCAUCAUGGUGGACAUGGUGGUCGCGGUAACGGACCGGUACCAUUCCGAGCUGGCGAUUGGCGCUGUGGCUCCGAAGGCUGUCAAUACCACAACUUCGCUAAGAACGUGAAUUGCCUUCGUUGUGGCGCACCUCGAGCCACCGCCGCGAUUGUUGUCGAGCAAGGUGGCUAUGGACAGCAGAUGGCACCGCCACCGAACUUUGGCAUGGGACCACCACCGAUGGGUGCUGACCAAGGCGCAGGGCCGUACGGACCAGGAGCUCAAGCAUUCGGAUCCGGCGCUGCCUUUGCUCAGGCUCCACCGAACACCUACGGCAUGCCACCCAUGGGUGCUCCUGCUGGAUUCCCUCAAAUGGGCGGCAUGACGCCUGGCUAUUCCUCAAGCAACAUUUCCCAGCAUUCGUUUGGUCCUGCUGCACAGGCUGCUUUCAGUGGUGCCGCUGACACAACUGCGCAGUCUGGUCACGCUCCGCAAAAUGGAUUCUACGGCAAUGAACAAGCUCCCGAUCCGUUUGCUUUUCUCAACUCUUCGCUCGCUGGUCUCAAUGUGAACGACGAGAAUCAAGGUGCUCGUCGCAAUGGCAACCCGCAAGGUGCUAAGAGCCCAGCUUAG